UUCUCUAGGAAACAUAUGGAGUACAUGUACUACACAUAUAUGCAUGCAUGUAAUAUAAAGAGGACUGAGGAUAUCAGUGUCGUGUGCAAUCUGCCAGACCACGCCGGACUAUCCGUGUCGUCAGGAACGUGAUCUAUUGUUAAUAUUUUAAAAUGUCAGAGGAAGAAGGUUUUGCAACAAAAGCUAUUCAUGCUGGACAAGAUCCAUUACAAUGGACACAUUGUUCAGUAGUACCUCCUAUUGUAAUGUCUACAACUUUCCGUCAAGAUGGGCCUGGACAACAUAGAGGUUACGAUUAUACCAGAAGUGGAAAUCCUACAAGAGAUGUUUUAGAAACUUGUUUAGCUACUUUAGAAAAUGGAAAACAUGGAUUUGCAUUUUCAUCUGGUUUAGGUGCUACAUCAGUAUUAUGUUCAUUAUUAAAAACAGGAGAUCAUAUACUAUCUGGAAAUGAUAUUUAUGGUGGAACAAAUCGUUAUUUUCAAAGAUGUUUAAUUACACAUGGUGUUGAAGUAACUUUUGUGGAUGGAACUGAUAUACACAAGAUUACAACUGCCAUUAAAGCAAAUACAAAAAUGCUUUGGUUGGAGACGCCUACAAAUCCUUUACUUAAAGUUAUUGAUCUCAAAGCUGUAUGUGAGAUAAUGAAAACUAAAUAUCCCGAGAUUAUUGUAGUUGUAGACAAUACUUUUCUAACAUGCUGUUUUCAGAAACCUUUAGAAUUUGGUGCAGAUAUUGUACUGUAUUCUUUAACAAAAUACAUGAAUGGACAUGCAGAUGUGUGCAUGGGUGCAGCAAUAACUAGAAGAGAUGAUAUUGCAGAAAGACUUCGAUUUUUACAAAAUGCUCUAGGUAUUGUGCCAUCACCUUUUGACUGUUCUUUGGUUAAUCGCAGUCUAAAAACAUUAGAACUCAGAAUGCAGCAACAUAUGAAGAAUGGAUUAGCAGUUGCAAAAUAUUUAGACUCACAUCCUUUUGUAGAGAAAGUAAUUCAUCCAUAUUUUCCAUCACAUCCACAACAAGAAAUUAGUCUUAAACAAACUACUGGCCACAGUGGAAUGGUUUCAUUCUAUCUUAAAGGAGAUUCUAGAAAAUUUUUACGAUCAUUGAAGAUCUUUACAUUAGCAGAAUCGCUCGGUGGUUUUGAAUCCCUUGCCGAAUUACCAUCCGUCAUGACACACGCCUCCGUUCCUGAAGAAAUGAGAGCCGAAUUGGGUAUUACUGAUCAAUUAAUUCGUUUAUCUGUUGGCCUUGAAACAGAACGCGACCUUUUAGCUGACCUUGAUCAAGCUCUUAAAGCUUGUCAAAUUCAUUAAAAUAACAAAAUUUGAUACUACAAAAUUAUUAAAUUUUAACGAAGAUUUAGAUAUUGUUAUCCAAAUGAUAACAUUCCAAAAUGAUUGUAUGGAUAUGUAAAAAAGAGAUCUGGAUCAUACAUACAAUACAGUUCCUUUAUACAUAGA
Messenger RNA from Megalopta genalis, 1463 nucleotides. It is a transcript of the gene Cth, whose product is annotated as Cystathionine gamma-lyase. Gene Ontology annotation, biological process: transsulfuration. The record is from RefSeq and is a predicted model, not a curated record. Lineage: Eukaryota; Metazoa; Arthropoda; Insecta; Hymenoptera; Halictidae. Gene Ontology annotation, molecular function: cystathionine gamma-lyase activity; pyridoxal phosphate binding. Gene Ontology annotation, cellular component: cytoplasm.